AUGACACCGUUUUUCGUCCUUCUUUACAUUAUAUAUUUUGCAAGUUCUGUAACUCAAGGUGAAAAAGAUAAGUUACAUCAGUGUAAUGGGUAUCAAGCGAAUUAUAACAUUACUGAUGUUCUGGGAACUUGGUUUGUAGUAGCUCUUGUACCAGAUAGAGGGUUUCCAAGGUUGAGACAAAUCUCGUGCUAUAAAAUGGACAUUAGUGAAACUGAUGAGGCUGGACUCAGAUGGCUAGUAAGUAGGAAAUUUGAAUCGCCAAGUCAAGAGUUAAUAGAUAGAAUUAAAGGAACUAUAAUAAGACAAAGGUAUCAUUCCGAAAAGCCUUUUGAUAUAUGGUCAAAAUCUAUACCCGGAAUAAAUGGAUGUUUUAAACAGCUUUUCUCUUUAGAAACUAAUAAUUCCAGGAUUGCUGACGCUGAAGCACUAGGGACUGGUAUGCAAUUGCAUUUAAUGGAAUCCAAUGAUGAGUUUGGACCGUAUUUAGUCCAAAUUCUAUGGGGCAGACUUAUAUCGGCUGUUAUUUAUCGACGAACGGAAGGUGUCUCAUCAGAAAGACUAGUACCAAUCCACGAUUUCUUAACAAACCUGCGAGGAUAUCAGAAAAUGCCUAGAAUUUGCGAUCCGCCUUCUAAAGAAGUUGUGCCACCACCGACUACUCUUGAG
This is a messenger RNA of Brenthis ino (lesser marbled fritillary), 666 nucleotides long. The record is from the annotation of a GenBank genome assembly. Lineage: Eukaryota; Metazoa; Arthropoda; Insecta; Lepidoptera; Nymphalidae.